AUUUUAUUUUUACUCUUUUAUCACCCUAUAACUAAAUGGAUUGAGGAAUUUUGACACUCAAUUUAGCUUUUCCAGCUAUAUUAGAAUUCUUCAUCUUCUUCACUUCUCUCUUUCCAUUUCUCUCCAUGCGAUCUCAUCAGAAACCCUAAUUUCUGAUGACAAAAUCUCAUUUACAUCCAAUUCCAUCUCUCUUUUCUUGAUCAUCAUAUAGGAUCGGAUCGUUGUAUGUAGUGAUAGAACCCUAGCUUUUUUAUAAUCAUCGGUGUUUAUCUGUCUUUUAAUCUCAGCAUUCGUACUUGGAUCAAUUCUUGGACUUUUGGGGAUUGAUCGAUUCUCAAAAGGGGGUUUAGUUCGUGUAAUGUUCUCUGUUUCAAGAUGAAGUUCAAGAGGAGGAAGAAUUUGGAAGUGCCUCCCAAAGUCAGAUCUUUCAUCAAUAGUGUUACAGCAGUGCCACUAGAGAAUAUAGUGGAACCCCUAAGAAGUUUCACUUGGGAAUUCGACAAGGGAGAUAUUCAUCAUUGGGUAGAGCUUUUUAACUAUUUUGAUUCCUUUUUUGAGAAGCAUAUAAAACCAAGAAAAGAUCUGCAAGUUGAGGAUAGUUUUUUAGGAUCAGAUCCUCCUUUUCCCAGAGAAGCUGUUCUUCAAAUUCUCCGAGUUAUAAGAAUAAUUUUGGAGAACUGCACAAAUAAGCAAUUUUAUAGUUCUUACGAGCAUCUUUCAUCCUUGCUUGCAUCUACUGAUGCUGAUGUGGUUGAGGCUUGCUUGCAAACUUUGGUUGCUUUCUUGAAAAGGACUGUUGGAAAGUACUCCAUUAGGGACACUUCUCUUAAUUCUAAGUUGUUUGCUCUUGCACAAGGUUGGGGAGGAAAGGAAGAAGGUCUUGGACUGAUUGCUUGUGCCAUACCAAAUAGGUGUGACCCAGUUGCUAAUGAGUUAGGUUGUACCCUCCAUUUUGAGUUCUAUUUAUCAAAUGAGUCAUCAAAUGCCUUGGAACAGUCAACACAGGGUUUACAAAUCAUCCACAUACCUAACUUAAACACUUGUUUGGAGACAGAUCUGGAGCUCUUAUCUAAGUUAAUAGCUGAAUAUAAAGUGCCAACAAAGUUGAGAUUUUCUUUAUUGUCACGUUUGCGAUUUGCACGGGCUUUUGGCUCUUUAACUUCUCGACAGCAGUAUUUGUCUAUUUGCUUGUAUGCCUUCAUGGUCCUUGUUCAAGCAAGCAGUGAUGCUGAUGAUCUAGUUUCCUUUUUCAACAAUGAGCCUGAGUUUGUCAAUGAGUUAGUUUCAUUACUGAGCUAUGAAGAUGUAGUUCCAGAGAAAAUUCGAAUCUUAUGUCUGCUUUCUUUGGUUGGACUCUGUCAUGACCGGUCACGGCAACCAACUGUUUUGACUGCUGUCACAUCUGGUGGACACCGUGGCAUCCUUUCCAGCCUCAUGCAGAAAGCCAUUGAUUCUGUCAUCGGUAAUACCUCCAAGUGGUCUGUUAUGUUUGCUGAGGCUCUGUUAUCUUUUGUCACUGUUUUGGCUAAAUCAUCAUCAUCAGGUUGCACAGCAAUGCGUGAAGCAGGUUUUACUCCUUCUCUUCUACCUCUUCUUAAAGAUACAGACCCUCAACACUUGCAUUUGGUCAGUAUGGCAGUACAAAUUCUGGAAGCUUUUAUGGAGUAUAGCAAUGCUGCUGCUGCAUUGUUCAGAGAUUUGGGUGGUUUGGAUGAUGCCAUUUCUCGUUUGAAGAUGGAAGUAACCAAUGUAGAAAACAGUUCAAAGCAGCAAGAUGAUGAUUCUGAAUAUGGGGGAAGCAGUUCUCAGGUAGUCACAGGUGCUUCAACUGAGCUCGAUAAUGGGCAGCCUUUAUAUUCAGAAGCCUUAAUUUCAUAUCACCGGCGAUUACUCAUGAAAGUUAUAUUGCGUUCUAUAUCUCUCGGAACGUAUGCUCCUGGAAAUAGUGCUCAUAUUUGUGGCUCUAAGGAGAGUUUGUUGCCACAAUGCUUGUGUAUAAUUUUUAGAAGAGCAAAGGAUUUUGGUGGUGGGGUAUUUUCACUUGCAGCUACUGUCAUGAGUGAUCUGAUUCAGAAGGAUCCUACAUGUUUUCCAGUCUUAGAUGCUGCUGGUCUUCCAUCUGCUUUCCUGGAUGCUAUUAUGGAUGGUGUUCUUUGUUCUGCUGAAGCCAUAAUAUGCAUACCUCAGUGUUUGGAUGCUCUGUGCCUGAACAAUAAUGGUCUUCAGGCAGUAAAAGAUCGCAAUGCUUUGAGGUGUUUUGUAAAGAUAUUUACUUCUAGAACUUAUCUGCGUGCUCUUACUGGUGAUACACCCAGUUCCUUGUCUGGUAGCUUGGAUGAACUGAUGCGACAUGCUUCUUCUUUGCGUGGGCCUGGUGUUGAUAUGGUGAUUGAGAUCUUGAAUGCCAUAUUGAAACUUGGAUCUGGGUUAGAUACUUUAAACUUGUCUACUGAAUCUUCUGCUCCUGUACCCAUGGAGACUGAUGUUGAAGAGAGGAACUUGGUGCAGCCAGAUGAAAAGGAUUCCUUGAGGACAGAUGGUUUGGAGCACACAAAUGAGCCAUCUUCUGAUGUUCCAUUGGUGAAUAUUGAAUUGUUCCUUCCUGAUUGUGUAAACAAUGUGGCUCACCUUCUUGAAACUAUUCUACAGAAUGCUGACACUUGCCGCAUGUUUGUUGAAAAGAAGGGGAUUGAUGCUAUCCUUCAGUUGUUUACCUUACCUUCUUUGCCUCCCUCAACAUCAAUCGGUCAGAUUAUCUCUGUUGCCUUUAAGAAUUUCUCACCCCAGCAUUCUGCAUCUCUGGCUAGGUCAGUAUGUUCAUUCUUGAGGGAACAUUUGAGGACAACAAAUGAUCUCUUAGCUUCCAUUGAAGGGGCUCAGCUGGCCACUGUUGAAGCUGGAAAGCAGACCAAGGUUUUAAGAUGUCUUUCCUGUCUUGAGGGUAUGCUGUCUCUUUCCAAUUUUUUGUUGAAGGGCACUGGUAGUGUUUUCUCUGAAUUGAGUACCGCAGAUGCUGAUGUAUUAAAGGAUCUUGGAAGGGCUUAUAGAGAAAUAGUUUGGCAAAUCUCCUUGUCCAAUGAUUCAGUGGUUGAUGAGAAGAGGAGUGCUGAUCAAGAAUCUGAGAGUACAGAAGCAGUUCCAUCCAAUGCUCUUGGAAGAGAGAGCGAUGAUGAUGCCAAUACUCCUGUUGUGAGAUACAUGAACCCUGCUUCUGUUAGGAAUGGUUCUCAGUCCUUGUGGCCUGGAGAGCGUGAGUUCAUUUCUGUUCGUUCUGGUGAAGGUCUGCAACGUCGUAGUCGACAUGGUUUGUCCCGUGUAAGGGGUGGAAGGACCAGCAGGCACCUGGAGGCUUUAAAUAUUGAUCCUGAAGUUCCACAUACUCUUCCAGAGACAUCAUCUAUCCAGGAUUUGAAAAAGAAAAGUCCUGAAGUUCUUGUUAUAGAAAUCCUUAACAAGCUAGCACUCACACUACGCUCAUUCUUCACAGCUCUUGUAAAGGGGUUUACCUCACCAAACCGUCGUAGAGCUGAUGCAGGAUCAUUGAGUUCAGCAUCCAAAACUCUUGGUAUGGCGUUGGCUAAAAUAUUUCUUGAGGCCCUUAGUUUCUCUGGAUAUUCUUCUUCUGCUGGGCUUGAUAUGUCACUUUCAGUCAAAUGUCGUUACAUGGGAAAGGUAGUGGAUGAUAUGGGAGCACUCACAUUUGAUAGCAGGCGGGGGAUCUGUUAUACAGCAAUGAUUAAUAAUUUCUAUGUCCAUGAAACUUUCAAGGAACUACUGAACACCUUUGAAGCUACCAGUCAGUUGUUGUGGACACUACCAUACUCCAUUCCUACUUCAAGUAUUGAACAUGAGAAGGCAGGUGAUGGACACAAGUUGUCACAUGGUACAUGGUUGCUUGAUACAUUGCAAAGCUAUUGCCGUGUUCUUGAGUAUUUUGUGAAUUCUGCUUUACUUUUGUUCCCAAACAAUGCUUCCCAGGCUCAGUUGCUGGUUCAGCCAGUUGCUGCAGGUUUGUCUAUCGGGCUUUUUCCAGUUCCAAGGGAUCCAGAAGCAUUUGUACGUUUGCUGCAGCGUCAGGUGCUGUAUGCAAUACGACCUAUCUGGAAUCACCCUAUGUUUCCCAACUGUAGUCCUUCUUUUGUGGCUUCCAUUGUCUCACUUGUUACAUAUGUAUAUUCUGGUAUUGGGGAUGUGAAGCGAAACCGUGGUGGCAUUGUAGGGGGUACAAACCAACGUUUCACACCUCCACCGCUUGAUGAAACUGCUAUUGCCACCAUUGUUGAGAUGGGUUUUUCAAGAGCAAGAGCAGAGGAAGCACUGAGACGUGUAGAAACAAACAGUGUUGAAAUGGCUAUGGAGUGGCUAAUUAGUCACGCUGAGGAUCCCGUGCAGGAGGAUGAUGAACUGGCUCGGGCACUGGCUCUUUCACUCGGAAAUUCAUCUGAAACAUCCAAACCUGACAGUGUUGAUAAGUCAACUGAUGUCAUGACAGAUGAAGGGCAUACAGAUGAACCUUCUAUUGAUGAUAUUCUUGCUGCAUCUGUAAAGUUGUUCCAGAGUAGUGAUAGCAUGGCAUUUUCAUUGACAGACUUGUUAGUGACUCUUUGCAAUCGUAACAAAGGAGAAGACCGUCCACAAGUGCUAUCCUAUCUUAUUCAGCAGCUGAAAAUCUGCCCUUUGGAUUUCUCAAAGGAUAACAGUGCAUUGUCUAUGAUAUCUCAUAUUAUAGCAUUGCUUCUUUCAGAGGAUGCAAGUACACGAGAAAUUGCUGCUCAGAGUGGUAUUACAGCUGCUGCAAUUGAUAUCUUGAUGAGUUUUAAGGAAAGAAACAACUUGGGAAAUGAAAUUCCAGUUCCAAAAUGUAUUAGUGCUUUGCUACUUAUCGUGGACAACAUGUUGCAGGCCCGUCCAAGAAUUUUCUCUGAUACAAUAGAGGGAACUCAGAAAGAAUCUCAUCCUGAUUCAUCUGCAGAGCAUUCUUCUUUGCCAGUUCCAGAAUCAGUUGUAGAGAAAAAAUCAGCAUCAGAUAACCAUGAGAAAGAGUUUGGCACAAUGUUUGAGAAAACAUUGGGAAAAUCCACUGGUUAUUUGACCAUUGAAGAGAGUCACAAGGUUCUGCGAAUUGCUUGUGACUUGAUAAAACAGCAUGUUCCAGCAAUGAUAAUGCAGGCUGUUCUGCAGUUAUGUGCACGCUUAACAAAAACACAUGUUCUAGCUUUGCAAUUUCUUGAGAAUGGAGGUCUGCUUACUCUUUUCAGUCUUCCUAGAACUUGUUUUUUCCCUGGAUAUGACACUGUUGCAUCUGCUAUCAUACGGCAUCUCCUUGAGGAUCCUCAGACUUUGCAAACUGCCAUGGAGUUGGAGAUACGUCAAACUUUGAGUGGAAACCGCCAUGGUGGUCGUGUUUCUCCUCGGACAUUUUUAACAUCGAUGGCACCUGUUAUCUGCAGAGAUCCUGUUGUUUUCAUGAAAGCUGCUGCAGGAGUUUGUCAGAUAGAGUCAUCAGGGGGUAGGACCUUUGUGGUGCUAUGCAAGGAAAAAGAGAAGGAGAAGGACAAAUCAAGAGCUUCAGGUGUUGAACUUGGAUUAUCUCCAAAUGAGUCUCUGAGAAUUCCCGAAAAUAAGGUGCAUGAUGGAUCUGGUGGUAAAUGUUCCAAAGGCCAUAAAAAGAUUCCUGCUAAUCUUACUCAUGUAAUUGAUCAGCUUCUUGAAAUAGUUUUGAAAUAUCCUUCUCCCAGAAGCCAGGAAGAUUAUGCAAGAGACUUCACUUCUAUGGAAGUAGAUGAAACUGCUACCAAGGUGAAAGGUAAAUCGAAGGUUGAUGAGACAGGGAAAAUUGAAUCUGAAAGGUCUGCAGGAUUGGCUAAGGUGACUUUUGUCCUUAAGUUAUUAAGCGAUAUUCUUCUGAUGUAUGUACAUGCAGUCGGGGUUAUUCUGAAGAGGGAUUCAGAAAUGUCUCAGCAAAGGGGUUCUAAUCAAUCAGAUGCAUCAGCAAAUGGUGGUAUACUUCAUCACAUUUUACACAGGUUGCUUCCACCUUCUGUAGAUAAAUCUGUAGGGCCUGAUGAAUGGAGGGAUAAGUUGUCUGAAAAAGCUUCAUGGUUUCUGGUGGUCCUAUGUGGUCGUUCUGGUGAGGGUCGUAAAAGGGUAAUCAAUGAACUUGUAAAAGCCUUAUCUUCCCUCUCAAACUUGGAGGGCCAUUCAACUAAGAGGACAUUGGUUCCUGAUAAAAGGCUUUUUGCAUUUGUUGAUUUGGCAUAUUCAGUUUUGUCAAAGAACUCAUUGUCCAGCAACUUUCCUGGUACAGGCUGCUCACCAGAUAUAGCAAAGAGCAUGAUAGAUGGAGGGAUGGCUCAGUGUUUGACCAAAAUACUUCAAGUGAUUGAUUUAGAUCAUUCUGACGCCCCUAAAAUUGUAAAUCUCAUACUGAAGGCCUUGGAGAGUUUGACAAGGGCUGCUAAUGCUAAUGAUCAAGUUUUCAAGCCUGAAGGGCCCACAAACAAGAAAAAAUCAGUAGGGUCAAAUGGGAGGCAUGCUGAUCAGGUAAUUGUGUCAACUGCUGAGACCAUAGAGCAUAAUCAAAGUGGGAAUGUUCAACAGGCUGUUGCAAAUGUGGAGGAAACUGAACAACAGCAGCAUCAGGGAACUGCACAAGCUGAAGGUAGUCAUGAUGCAACUCAGAAUGACUCUGUUGAUCAUGAUAUGAGAGAAGAAGUUGAAGAGGCAACGGCUGCAAACCCUCCAAUGGAAAUUGGGAUGGAUUUCAUGCGUGAGGAAAUGGAAGGUGGGAUGUUACAUAAUACUGACCAGAUUGAGAUGUCAUUCCAUGUUGAGAGUAGGGCAGAUGACAUGGGUGAUGAGGAUGAUGACAUGGCAGAUGAUGGAGACGAUGAUGAGGAUGAUGAUGAGGUAGAGGAUGAAGAUGGGGACAUAGCAGAAGAUGGCGCUAGAAUGAUGUCUUUAGGUGAUACAGAUGUUGAGGAUCAUGAUGAUGCUGGUUUGGGAGACGAAUACAAUGAUGAAAUGAUUGAUGAAGAGGAUGAUGAUUUUCAUGAGAAUCGUGUAAUAGAGGUGAGGUGGAGAGAAGCCCUUGACGGGUUAGAUCACUUACAGGUUCUUGGUCAACCUGGUGCUGCUAGUGGUCUGAUUGAUAUUGCUGCUGAACCUUUUGAAGGAGUGAAUGUGGAUGAUCUCUUUGGUUUUCGUAGGCCUUUUGGUUUGGAACGUCGUCGUCCAGCAGGUCGGUCUUCCUUUGAGCGACCUAUUGCAGAAGUAAAUGGUUUCCAACAUCCUCUUCUCUUAAGACCAUCCCAGUCGGGGGACCUAAGAUGGUCUUGGUCAUCAACAGGUACCAAUUCAUCCAGGGAUUUGGAAGCUCUGUCAGCAGGCAAUCUGGAUGUUGCUCGGUUCUACAUGUUUGAUGCUCCUGUUUUGCCCUAUGAUCAUGCUCCAAGUAGUCUUUUUGGUGAUAGAUUGGGUGGUGCAGCACCACCACAUCUGGCUGAGUAUUCUGUAGGUAUGGACUCAUUGCAGACAUCAGGAAGAAGAGGCUCUGCUGAUGGUCGGUGGACUGAUGAUGGUCAGCCACAAGCAAGUUCUCAAGCUGCAGCAAUUGCACAAGCAGUAGAGGAGCAAUUUCUAUCUCAGCUGCGUGGUACAGCUCCUGCCAACCAUGCAGCAGAGAGACAAUCCCAAAAUUCUGAAGUCCAGGAGAGGCAACCUUCAGAUGCCCUUCCUCUGAAUGAUGGCAAGACGGUGGUUGAGGGUGACAGUGCUGGCAGCCAGCAAAAUGGAGAGCAGCAUCAAGAAAAUGGAAAUGAAGUGUCACAUCAGCUUAAUCUUAUGGUUGAAAGUGUUUCUUGUGGAGAGCAGUUGAGUUCUCAGUAUGUUGCUGGAGAUGUGGGUGAAUGUCCACUGGCAGAUGGGGGUAUGGCAGCUCAAUCACCUUCCUUCAAUGGCGCACAAAAUGUGCUUGAUAACAUGGAAAUAGGGGAGGGUAAUGGAACUGCUGCUGAGCAAGCAAUGGGGAUUCAGGAGUUGGUCAACUCAACUGCAAGAAAUCAAGAUGGCCUUCAUCUUGAAGGAGAUGCUGAUGUGUCUGGAAAUAUUGAUAAUGUUUCAGUUCAGGCUGUGCCCCCUGGUAGAUUGUCAGGAAUGGAUGAACAGAGUGGGAAUCAUGUUCUGAUAGAUUCUGGUUCAGAUCUUCCUAAUCCAAAUGUUUCUCAUGGGUCCUCUUUGCAUGACAGUGUUGAUGUAGACAUGAAUGCUCCAGAUGCCACAGACCAGCAAGUUGACCCAUCCAUUCUUCCAUCUGAAGCUGCUGUUGAGGAGCCAGCAACUGGGCAAACUACAGUUGUUGCUCAGAAUGCAAAUCAGACUGAACAAACUAGUGCAAGUAAUGAGGCCCCAGGUGCUAAUGCUAUUGAUCCUACAUUCUUGGAGGCACUACCUGAAGAUUUGCGAGCUGAAGUUUUAGCUUCCCAACAAGCUCAGUCUGUUCAACCUCCAACUUAUGUGCCACCUUCAGCAGAUGAUAUUGAUCCUGAGUUCUUGGCUGCUCUUCCUCCAGAUAUUCAAGCAGAAGUCUUGGCCCAACAAAGAGCACAAAGAGUUGCACAGCAGGCUGAAGGACAACCUGUAGACAUGGACAAUGCUUCAAUCAUUGCUACCUUUCCUGCUGAUCUUCGUGAAGAGGUACUUUUGACUUCUUCAGAAGCAGUUUUAUCAGCACUGCCAUCUCCAUUACUUGCUGAAGCUCAAAUUCUCAGGGACCGAGCAAUGAGUCAUUAUCAAGCCCGCAGUCUCUUUGGAGGAAACCACAGGCUGAAUAGUCGGAGGAGUGGAUUGGGUUUGGACAGGCAGACAGUGAUGGACAGGGGUGUUGGAGUUACAUUAGGGCGAAGAGCAGCUUCUGCUAUUGUAGAUAGCUUAAAAGUAAAGGAAAUUGAAGGGGAGCCACUUCUAGAUGCAAAUGCUUUGAAAGCUUUCAUACGGCUUCUACGGUUAGCACAGCCCCUCGGGAAAGGCCUCCUACAGAGACUUCUAUUAAAUCUCUGUGCACACAGUGUUACUAGGGCAACUUUGGUUUGGCUUCUGCUUGAUAUGAUAAAACCUGAGGCUGAGGGCUUGGUUGGUGGGUUUGCAACAAUUAAUUCACAGAGGCUUUAUGGUUGCCAGUCAAAUGUUUUUUAUGGGCGAUCACAGAUGUUAGAUGGUCUUCCUCCUCUUGUAUUACGUCGUAUUCUCGAGAUCUUGAAUUUUUUGGCUACAAAUCAUCCUGCUGUUGCAAAUAUGUUAUUUCACUUUGAUCCCUUGACUCUUCCUGAGGUCACAAAUGUGCAGUGUUUAGAUACAAAGAAAGAUAAAGGAAAGGAAAAAAUCUUGGAUGGUGGAGCUGAAUCUAAACUUUCAACAGACUCUCAAGAAAGGGAUAUUCCUUUAGUACUGUUCUUGAAGCUCUUGAAUCGACCACUAUUUUUACGAAGCACUUCUCAUCUUGAGCAGGUUAUGGGCUUGCUCCAAGUGGUUGUCUAUCCAGCAGCAUCAAAGUUGGAAUCUAUGUCAUUAUCUGAAUCAGCAGUUGAGAACUUGGAUUCCCAGAACCUGCAUUCCAAUGAAUCUUCUGGUGAUGUUCAAAAGGAUCCUCUUUUGUCUGAACCAGAAUCUAUUGAAAAAGAAAAACAUGCAAGUGCUGAAUCAUCUUCUUCAGAUGGGAAGAAGAAUGUUGAUCCCCAUGAUAUAUUUUUGCAGUUACCACAAUCUGAUUUGCGCAAUCUAUGCCAUCUUCUUGGUCAUGAGGGGCUAUCAGACAAGGUUUAUACAUUAUCUGGUGAUGUGCUUAAGAAGCUGGCCUUGGUUGCUGUGCCUCAUCGGAAAUUUUUCACUUCAGAACUUUCAGAAUUAGCUCAUAGUUUAAGUAGUUCAGCUGUCAGUGAGCUUGUUACACUGAGGAGUAGCCGGAUGCUGGGUCUGAGUGCAGGUUCCAUGGCGGGUUCUGCAAUCUUACGUGUGCUACUAGUGCUUAGCUCACUAACUUCAACUAAUGUUAUUGAGAAUACAGGUUUAGACAGUGAUGGUGAGCAGGAGGAACAGGCCACCAUGAGGAAGUUAAAUGUUGCAUUAGAGCCAUUGUGGCAAGAACUGAGUGAUUGCAUUAGUGUGACUGAAGCACAGCUUUGUCAGAGCUCUCUCUGUCCGGCUAUGUCAAAUAUCAAUGUUGGGGAGCAUAUGCAUGGAACAUCAUUAUCUUCUCCUCUUCCUCCUGGAACUCAGAGACUCCUUCCUUUCAUUGAGGCUUUCUUUGUUUUGUGUGAGAAGCUUCAUGCAAAUCAUUCCUUCAUGCAGCAAGAACAAGUAAAUGUUACUGCACAGGAAGUCAAAGAGUCUGCUGAAAGUUCUGCUUCACAUGCCUCAAAAUGCAGUGGAGAUUCUCAGAAAAAACUUGAUGGUUCUGUCACAUUUGCAAGGUUUGCUGAGAGGCAUCGCCGGCUUUUGAAUGCUUUUAUCAGACAAAAUCCUACCUUAUUAGAAAAAUCGCUUUCUAUGAUGCUGAAAGCUCCUAGAUUAAUUGACUUUGACAACAAGAGAGCAUAUUUCCGUUCAAGAAUAAGGCAGCAGCAUGACCUACACCUCUCUGGUCCAUUGCGGAUUAGUGUUAGGCGGGCCUAUGUUUUGGAGGACUCAUACAAUCAGCUGCGGAUGCGACCCACUCAGGAUUUGAAGGGACGUUUAAAUGUGCAGUUUCAAGGUGAAGAGGGCAUUGAUGCUGGAGGUCUGACUAGAGAAUGGUAUCAAUUAUUGUCAAGGGUUAUAUUCGACAAAGGAGCAUUGCUUUUCACUACUGUGGGCAACAAUGCUACUUUCCAGCCAAACCCCAAUUCAGUUUACCAGACUGAACACCUUUCUUACUUCAAAUUUGUGGGUCGUGUGGUUGCGAAGGCACUGUAUGAUGGGCAACUUUUGGAUGUUUAUUUUACUCGCUCCUUCUACAAGCACAUACUUGGUGUAAAGGUGACUUACCAUGACAUAGAAGCUGUUGAUCCUGAUUAUUACAAGAAUUUGAAGUGGAUGCUGGAGAAUGAUGUAAGUGACAUCCUUGACCUGACAUUUAGCAUGGAUGCUGAUGAGGAAAAACACAUUCUUUAUGGAAAAACUGAGGUUACUGAUUAUGAACUUAAACCUGGAGGAAGAAAUAGCAGGGUUACUGAGGAAACAAAACAUGAGUAUGUAGACCUUGUUGCAGAUCAUAUAUUGACAAAUGCUAUCCGUCCUCAAAUCAAUUCUUUCCUAGACGGAUUCAAUGAAUUGGUGCCCCGUGAACUUAUUUCAAUUUUCAAUGAUAAAGAGCUUGAGCUUCUGAUCAGUGGACUUCCUGAAAUUGACUUGGAUGAUCUAAAGGCAAACGCAGAGUAUACUGGCUACACAGCUGCAUCUCCUGUUGUUCAAUGGUUUUGGGAAGUGGUUAAAGCUUUCAGCAAGGAGGAUAUGGCAAGAUUGCUGCAAUUUGUUACUGGAACAUCAAAGGUGCCAUUGGAGGGCUUCAAGGCAUUGCAAGGUAUCUCUGGUCCUCAAAGGUUUCAGAUUCACAAAGCAUAUGGAGCCCCUGAGCGUCUCCCCUCUGCACAUACAUGCUUUAAUCAACUAGACCUUCCCGAGUACUCCUCUAAGGAGCAGCUUCAGGGACGCUUGCUACUUGCAAUUCAUGAAGCUAGUGAAGGGUUUGGCUUUGGCUAAUUGAAGUUUCUAUAGGCAUAUCAUAUCACUCCCUGAGAAUGCCGUGAUCCAUCCUCAAAUUUACAUGUAUAUGUUUAGGGUGAUGGGUUUUGGCAGAUGGAGAUGUGAUAAUGCGGAAACUCUACACUCCCCAGUCUCAAAAUAACAUUAUGGACACUCUGAACUAUGCGCAUGAGAAGCAAGCUGCUGGAUCAUUGUCACACUGAUGCUUUUGAUGAAGAGUGUCCUCAAUGACAUGAAUUGGAAGCAUGAUUCCCUUUUCUUUUUUCUUUUUAUUUUUUGCUUUUUUUGCCAUAUCAAGGGAUCCAGGGAGUUUGCAUAUAGAAUGAUUUAGUUGUUAAUAUUAGUUUGGUUGCUUUUUUGCCAUAUUGAGGGUCCAGUGGGUAUGGCCAGUGACCCUUUGGAUUAGCAUAUGUCUUAAGACAACUAUUCUUUAAUUAGCAAUAAGCUAGUGAUUAUUCUAUCUCGUUCUUGUGUCCAAUUUUUCAUUCUCUCUGGUUCUCUCUAUAAUGGUUCUUCUUUCUUUCUUUCUUUCUUUCCUUUUUUUUGAACUGUCUUCUCUCCAUAAUGGGUUACUAGGUUUUCCAUGUGAGUGUUUAUCCUGCUGCUGUUGGGGUUGUUUUCAUUUGGCAUUGUGUGGCUGAUUGGGGCGACUAUAGGGUAAGAUGGCGUGCUGGUUGCGGGGAUUGUUUCAUUCUUCCAACUUGUGGAGUGGGUGAUAGGAGGCUGGGGGUGGGAUUGAAUUGAUGAAUGGAUACAUCUUCAUCCUUGGAUGGCACGACUACUAAUUUCCUGAUUGGUUUGGUCAGUGACCCAGUGUGGGAUGGGUCUGCUGCUUUGGAGUAGUAGUGUAGUGGCUUUAUGUCAUGGCCUAAUAGACAAUGGUUUUAUUU
Molecule: messenger RNA, 12626 nt
Organism: Rubroshorea leprosula
Lineage: Eukaryota; Viridiplantae; Streptophyta; Magnoliopsida; Malvales; Dipterocarpaceae
Source: the annotation of a GenBank genome assembly